AUGCCAUCCUCAUCCUGGCAUUCUUUCAGAUUAAGGAUCCCAGAAUCGAGUCUCUCGAGCUGGACACGAGUUGCACCACUCCAGACCCACUACACCGGUCGCACACGACCGAUCUCAACGUCGGUGAAAUUAUCGUCGCCUGCGCCAUGGGAAUCAACUCAAUCAAAACAAAAUAGUAUCCGUCGUACUCGGCGCUGGAGCAACAGUCGAAAAUCUCAAAGUAAGAAAUAUUCCCAAGAGAAGCCUUCCCACGAGCCCGUAGAGCAGAUCAGGGGGCUUCCUUCGCAAAAAUGGGACUCAGCGCAGGCGGAGCAAGACUAUGCCGACAGGUUCUAUAAAUCAUUGGCAAGUGGACAACCCAACAUUGUGCUGGCAUUGUUGACGGAUCCACGGUCCGAGGAGCUUGUUGGGUCCUUACCCCAGACUACCUUUAUCGAAGCGCUCCACCUGAUAUCGCCCGCCCAUUUUGUGGAGCCCUUCCGCAAACUCCACCACCCCCUACAUUCCUGGUCAACGUUCCUCCAUGGUGUCAAACGUGCAGAAGAGAUUUUUGACGAUUUCGUCAAGAGUUUGUAUAUCAUCGGAGGAUACCGGACUGCGGCAGGCAAUUUUCUGGGGUUGGCAGAGUAUACCCAUCUCCUGGACUGUGCACGGUCCAUGGGGAAUGCUCCCUUGGCAGAAGAUUUGUGGUUGUCAAUGCAAAAAGAUGAGGUGGAACCAGAUGGGACUUGCUACAACCACUACAUCGGUGCGAAAGUGUGGGAUCACUGCUUCGUUGGCCAGGAAGCUUAUAACUUGCGAGUACUGCCCAGACCGUACAAAAAGCGACGAAUGCGCGACAAAAACGUUGGUUGGAGAGGUUUCUCAACUGGUAAGCUGAGUAUUCGACGAACGACCCUCGAAAUCUUUCGAGAAAUGAGAAAGGCUGGGUAUUUACCGGAUGAGCGUACUUAUAUCAACGUGAUGCUCGCAUCGGCUCGGACGGGCCAUAUGCAAGCCGUUAACCAUCUCCUACAAACGGUUUGGAAUAUUGAUGUCGAGGCUCUAAAAGGAACCCUCGACCAUUCUACACUGCCACCUGCGAAGGCCUAUGAGCCUUGGUCUGCACUGUAUCCGACUAAAGAACUCCUCUUUGCGGUCGUUCAUGCGUUCGGUAUCAACAGCGACAUUUCCGGUGCUGUCAACACAAUUCAAUUCAUCUCCACUUCCUACAAUAUCCCAAUCCCCGAUGAAGUGUGGCAUGAGUUAUUUGAGCGAGCGUAUGUGCUGAGCAGGUACAGAGAGCCGUCUGAAUCCCGCGAGUAUGAAAAUACGGUCGGAAAGAUCUCGUCGGAAUUGGUUGAAUUAAUAUUCAAAAUCAUGACCUCCGAGCCUUACAACGUCGUUCCCAAUUUGCAGACGUUAAGGUUCAUGAUGAGAAUAGCCAUAGAUAGAGGGAGCUUGGAGGAGUGUCGACUCUACCUGCAGGCUGCAUAUGACUUGUUAGCCUCGACCAGACGCCAAGAACAUGACGCGCGCGCGAUCAUAAUGGCUCUUCUGAGAGCUGAGCAGCCUGAUUUGGAAGAGCCAAAUCCCAAAUUAGUGCAAGAUUUAAGCUGUGCUGAGAAAGCGCGCCUUCUGAGCCCUCAACUUUACGAGGCAAUCAGCAAAUACAACCUUAUCAGGCUGGAGAUCUAUCAGCAAAGCCAUCUCCUUAAACGUGCCGUUCUAUCUGCCGUCGGUCAGGUCAAGUGGGAGGGCAUUUCUGAAAAGCGAUGGUUAUUCCAAAUACGGCCAAGGCUCAUUGAGGAGUGGCGCGACUUUCUACCAGAUCACUUUCGAAUGAAAUGCGGCACUGACGAAGGUUUGAUCCGCUUUCGAGGCGAGACAUCCCAUGAAAACCAGGAGUAUUGCAAAGAUGGGAGGAUCGCCGUGCAACGGUUCGCAGGGAAUGGGAUGCUCUUCAAUCCCUUGGAAUUUCGAAGUCAGACGGAGGAAAACAUAUGGAAUGAUGUGAAGAAUAGAUUUCCUUGGCUGGAUGACUCGGCAGAGCCGGUGAGAUCACUGCUCAAUUUUCAAAUACCACGAACCAAGGAGCUUGAAGGGAAUCUUGAUGAGCUUCGUCGAAGUUGGGUUGUUUAUCCAGAGGGCCAUCAAUAUUCGAGGAGUAAAAAUCCAAACGCAGGAUUCUACGGUCGCCUUGCGGCAUUGGGUAUGCUGAAACCCAAACGAGAUGUAUUUUGCCUAGACAAUGUGUCUUGGAUUUAG
Messenger RNA from Penicillium malachiteum, 2247 nucleotides. RefSeq lists its product as uncharacterized. Gene Ontology annotation, molecular function: protein binding. The coding region runs from base 1 to 2247 and encodes 748 amino acids. The transcript has a single exon. NCBI's taxonomy places the organism in Eukaryota, Fungi, Ascomycota, Eurotiomycetes, Eurotiales, Aspergillaceae. The record is from RefSeq and is a predicted model, not a curated record.